This is a messenger RNA of Arachis stenosperma, 972 nucleotides long. RefSeq lists its product as uncharacterized. The record is from RefSeq and is a predicted model, not a curated record. The coding region runs from base 259 to 798 and encodes 179 amino acids. The transcript has 2 exons. Lineage: Eukaryota; Viridiplantae; Streptophyta; Magnoliopsida; Fabales; Fabaceae.
CUUGUCGAAUCUUGUGGGUCAAGAAAGUGAUGACGAUAACCAGGAUAUGGAUGAGGGUAAUCAGGAUAUGGAUGAUGGUGGCGAGGGUAUGGAUGAGGAUAGUCAGGAUGGGGAUAAUGACAAUGAAGAGCUGGAGCCACAGUCGGUGCCGCCUCCUAGUUCCAAUCCAGUUCCACUAGAACAACCUCAGUUUUCAGGCCAGUAUGUUCCUCAGACACAGUUCUCCCCAUCCGUUCCAAUGCCGCAUCAUAUUGGGGUAUGUCACAGUUUGAAGCAGGAGAAGGAGGUUCUUUUAGUCAGUUGCUUGAGUUCAUGCGUGCAGAUGCCACACAAACACAAUAUCCCAAUCAGCCUGAUAUCUUGGCAGGUAGGUAUUCAUUGGAUGCAAGGCUCCCGUGCCAUACCUCGUCGGUCGCUUCAGGAGGGUUCGUAUCUGUCGAUUCUAGUAGAAGUGUAGGUGGACGCGGAGUUCUUAAUAGUCAACAUGCUCAUCGUGUUGACAUGGGACCACUUCAAGAAGAUGAUAACCCACUCGAGCAAGACACCAAUGCGUAUCUAGUAGAUAACCCGGAUGAGGAGGAUGACGAUGAUGAUGAUGAAAUAGAGGAUUUCGAUGAGGAUGAGGAAUCCCGCAACGAUGGCGGGUCACAGACUCCGGAUGACAAAGGCAAAGGUUAUAAUUUGAGGAUUGAUCCACCACGUCGUAGCGCCAAUCGCUACACGCCGUCUGUGUUAAAAAAGGCCGCGAAAAAAUGCAAGAACAUAGUGACACAUGUAAAGUGGUCAAUGAGAAAGUAGUUGUGGUGUAAUAGUCUUAUUUAUGUAUGCAUGACUUGUAGUAACUACUUAUUUAUACUUAUCCGGAGUAUGGUUUGUUUAGUGUGACUAUGUAUUAAUAAAUUUGGCUACGGACUAUGUUUUAGUAGGUUGUUUGUUUAGAGAUUUUAUGUAUGUAUGAACGUAUUGAAUGGA